This is a messenger RNA of Spirometra erinaceieuropaei, 2258 nucleotides long. The record is from the annotation of a GenBank genome assembly. NCBI's taxonomy places the organism in Eukaryota, Metazoa, Platyhelminthes, Cestoda, Diphyllobothriidea, Diphyllobothriidae.
AUGAGCGUGGGAUUAUUUAUACUCCUUUUCACUGCACUCAUCUGCCUUCCUGCAGUCCUCAGAGGCGAACCCACAAUCACCUUGUCCCCACUGGCGCGUGUUAGGCGUCAGUACGACGGUCCGCCGGCCUUCUUUGCCCCCGGAGGUGUUAACGACGAUCACGAGUCACAGGCCCCCCUGAUGCUGGACUUGCUGCACAAUCUGACGACUGUCAAUGGACCCAAGGGACGCUGUGGCAUCUGUGCACGAAGGUAUCGUGUCCUUCAGGAGCUGCGGUACAAGGCCAGUGAGGAAUGUCGGCGUUAUUCUAACAGUCGACAGGCCUCUCUCGGUGAUAUCACUGAAUUCUAUCAUACGGUAAGUUGCGCAAGGUCUGGAAUUUUUAACACACGUAACGAGAAGUUGGAGUUUUUCUUUCAAUUAUAGCCCUUUAUUGCCAUUAGGGGCUUCCUGUGCGAUGUGAAUGGCCCGGAUAGGACGAUGGCAAGAAAUCUAGGCGUGAUACCACCCGUAGUGGAUGUGUUCCACCAUAUCUCUGACAUUGAAAGUCUGUUUCGUCAAAAAAUGCUUUGGUUUGACCAUUACAGGUAUCAAUACUUCGCAGAAAGCUAUCGGUCGUUUGGCUGUUGUUGUGUAAAGCAAACGGAGUGUUAAACUAGAGUAAGACAUGAGAAGUCAGAUAAACGUGAGCUGUUUUAUUGAAAUAUCCAUCGCACACUUGGUUUUUACACCAAUGAAAAAAACUUGCUGCUCGUCCCAGCCUGGCUUUACUCCAAGAAAUUUAGGGUUUGGUCAGUGCAUUUUUGUUUGUGACCUUUUUGGUGCAUGGGAGGGCAGAGUCAUAACAAAGUAUCCAACCGAGCGGGACCGUGAAAAUGGUUGACCGACAGAGCGCAAAACAUUAAGGACAAUACAGGACAUUUAGUUAUGAAGAUGGUUGAUUAUUUAGAGCCGUCUGAAAACAUAAUAUACACUCAUUAGCAUUUAAAGAAGACGGAAUUUCAAGAUUUAUUUUGCAUGAAAAGCACAAAUUGUUCAAAACUUAUUAGGAUUGCUCAGCCUGGUGUUACCAAACUUGCGAUUUCCAGCUCGGUUGCGAUUCUCUCUCAGUGGGUCUGAGAAUGUAUUUAAUUCUUAACCUUAUUAUGGUACUGCAAUGUUCGGGGUUCCUCUUCCCUAUCUUACUUAUUUUACUCAUUUUCUACUGGUUUUUUGCAAAACUAUGCACAGUAAUGACAAUGGAGUGCCCUAAAAAGGAUACUUUCGAAGCAUGUAAUGUUUUUCGACGUAGACAACCCACAGUUGGAAAACGGGCUUUCUGUGUGAAGCAAAUUGGCUGCUGAAUUGCUGCUUAUCUCGUAACUUCAUGUUUAAUUCUCUUGAAUAUAAUAAAGUUUUCGCGGACAGUAGCCGUCUGGCUAACUAGCUCCAGGACGUGUAAAUAGUUUCAAAUAACCGAAAGAGCUUUCUAGCAGGAUUUGCUAGUGGUUUCGUUGCGCUAAUCGGUGUCUUCAAACACUUCGUUCGCAUUCGGGUCAUUUUAUCGCACUGCUUUAAAACAUACACGGUAGCAGACGGUAUUUCGGAGCUAUUUUUUCACAUAUAUUCAUUAAGUCUCUGAAAGGCAUGGUUUACAUUAUCCAAGUAGGAGUCGAAACCAAUAACAUCACCUGUGUCCUUCGUCUCCCAGGACCUGAUUCAUGUUUCGGUUAGUCUGGAAUUGUGACGGAGAGUCAUAUCCACAGGACAUCAAACCUGUAAAUGAAUGAAGGUGUCGUCCCACUAUUCAGAAUAACGAGUUCGAACGGCGUCUAUCCAGGUCAGACUGCUGGCAGUAUACUCGGGUACUUGUGUUAAGAUUCAUUAAUUCGGCUGGCGACCGGACUUCUCUUGUCAUAUAAGGGCUAGUUGAUCAAAGGGGGGAGAUGGCAGCUUGCGUAAUAGAGCCCCACAGACUGACAUAGUUAUGUCUUAAAUACGUCUGUUUUUCUUUCAUUAAAGGUCUCCACUUGUGGCUUACCGAAAUGGACGUGGGAAGUGCAGUCAGUGAUCGAUCUCUUGAAAUGUAGACUGAAAUUUUGGAAUGUGUUUUCGAUUAGAAAGGAUUACUUGGGUGGGAUUGUUGCACCGAUGAUCGUGCAGCACAGUCCCAAGAUAUAUCGGUCACAUCCAGAUGCCGGCUUUCAAAUGCAUUCGUUUUCCAUCACUUGUAAAAUUUCCCUCGGUGAAGAAUGACUACUUAAGUAGCGUGGAGUUUU